AUGGCGCACGCCGUCACCGUCGCGCAAUCCAGCGCCGGGCUGCAGGCGCGCCAAGCGCAACUGGGGGGGAGCAGCAGCGACAAGGCGGCUCCCUCGCCGUCGCGCGCCCUUCCAACGCGGAGAGCACGCUUGACAAAGAGUGCCUCGCUGGUUCGUCGCAGCGAGUCGCGCAGUAACUCGAAUGCGGCACGCGUCGUGCGCGCGUCGGCGGCGGCAGAAGCGGAUCCGGCGGCGGGCGUGGCGGAGUACAAGCCGCGGUCGUACGACGAGCUCGUCGCAGACGCUGCGCGCGCCGUGCAGUCGGCGUUGGCGGACGGCCUCACGCGCAUCGAAGUCGACUUCCCACCACUGCCGAGUGGAAAGGCGGGCUACGAGGGGUCAUCGGAGGAGUACAUAGAGGCCAACAUCCAGCUCGCCCUCGCUCUCAUCCGCCGCCUGCACGCCGCCACCGCCACCACCGCCAAGAUCGUGCUUCCCGAUGGGCCCGAGAAGCGCCGCUGCUCCCGCCGCUUCAAAGCUGCUCUGGACAUGACAAACGGGGUGUCGCUGGGGUGCUUGGAGGAUGACCCCGUGGCAGCACCGGGGCAGGCGGGCACCACCCAGCCGAGCAGCGCGGGAGGCGGAGGAGGAGGGGGAGGGGGCUUCUUCUCGGCGCUGAAGAACGCACUGGACCUCGACUUUGGCGGCCAGGAGACCGGCGAGUGGGCGGCGGCGGGGCCAUCGGACGUGUACGUCAUCACCAACGCCAGCUGCCAGGAGCUGCCCGCCGUGCAGACCUACCUCGAGAAACUUCCACCCGCCACGCCGGUGCUGCUCUUCAACCUGGAGCUCGACACGCUCAGGGCGGACCUGGGGCUGCUGGGCUUCCCCCCCAAGGACCUGCAUUACCGCUUCCUCUCCACCUUCCGCCCCGUCUUCUACCUGCGCCCGCGCGACUACUCCAAGAGUGUGGCCGUGUCGCCCUUCAUUCUCAACUACAGCGGAGCGCUCUUCAGAAUGUACCCAGCGCCAUGGCAGGUGAUGGUGAAGCAGGAGGGCACGGGGACGUACGUGUGUGUGGCGGAGGGGCCGCAACGCUUCCAACUUGGACAGGUGAAGGAGGAGCUGCAGCGCGCGCUGGGGCUGGGCGAGGAGGAGGGCUCCACCAUGCAGUUCCUGCGCCGCGGCUACAAGAGUGCAGGGCGAGUGGGGCAGAGCGAGUGGGUGCAAGUGGGGCUGGCAGGUGGGUGCAAGUGGGGCCGGCAGGUGGGUGCAAUUGGAGGUGACCCCAAGUGGUUCCCCUGCUCCCGCUACCAACACGUGGUGGGAGGAGCAGUCAGAGCAAGAAGAGUCAACAGAGUGGAGAAGUUGAAGGAUGACUACAUGGGGGAUAACGGGAAAGCGGCAGGCGCGGAGCUACACGGGCGAGCGCUCGUGAACGACCUUCACUGUGUUGCGCCGCGGGCAGCAGCAGUCGCAGCAGGCGCCGAGGCAGUUGCAGCAGCACAUGAUGAGCGCGAUGACGACCGACACGAGCCCCAGCAGCAGCAGCAGCGCGCCCCACCACGGCGUGCGGUACUUGUAGUCUGCACACGGCACGCCGCACAGGGAACUGCUUAG
Closterium sp. Naga37s-1 is the source of this 1599-nucleotide messenger RNA. The record is from the annotation of a GenBank genome assembly. Lineage: Eukaryota; Viridiplantae; Streptophyta; Zygnematophyceae; Desmidiales; Closteriaceae.